Messenger RNA from Perognathus longimembris pacificus (Pacific pocket mouse), 2279 nucleotides. RefSeq names its product Fc alpha and mu receptor (gene Fcamr). NCBI's taxonomy places the organism in Eukaryota, Metazoa, Chordata, Mammalia, Rodentia, Heteromyidae. Gene Ontology annotation, molecular function: transmembrane signaling receptor activity. The transcript is spliced from 6 exons. Gene Ontology annotation, cellular component: plasma membrane. The record is from RefSeq and is a predicted model, not a curated record. Bases 24 to 1607 code for a protein of 527 amino acids.
CCAACCAGAGCACAGGAUGGAAAAUGCCCCUGGUCCUCAUAUUGUGCGUGCUACAAGGCUCAUCCUCCGCGCCUCCACAUAAAGAUCUCCAUCUCAGAUGGUGGCGGGCUGGCUCUCUCCCCUCCAGGACUCGCCUCUGGGCUGUGGAUACAUUCCCAUCCUCCUCACCCUUCUGCUGGCCAGACAAGCAGUCUUCUGCAGCUGCGGAUGUGUUGAAGGGCCCAAGGCUGGUGUCUGGAGAAGCUGGGGGAGCUGUUAUCAUCCAAUGCCAUUAUACCCCCUUAUCAGUCAACAGGCAUCAAAGGAAGUACUGGUGCCGUCUGAGGCCUCCAACGUACAUCUGCUACACCGUCGUGUCCACCAAUCACUACACUCACCAUGAUUACCUGGGCCGUGUGUCUCUAGUCGACUUCCCACACAGUGGCUUGUUUGUGGUGCGGCUAUCCCAGCUGUCCUUGGAUGAUGUGGGGUACUAUCGCUGCGGUAUUGGAGACGGAAACAACUUGCUCUUCCUUGCCAUGAAUCUGAUUGUCUCUGCAGGUCCUUCCAACAUGAUCCCCAUAACCCUUCCAGCUUCUGGUAAGCUCACCACAGCAUCCUCUGGGACAGCAUCUCCGGGAGCCAAUCCUUGGACCCCAGAAGCCACCCAGACUCCAGAAGAAGAGGGAUCAGAAUGGGAUAGAGUUGCUCCAAGUGCUGAAACCACCCAGACCACAGCUUCAACCAAGGGAAGACAAAGGCCAGGGACAGACAGGGAAGUAGCUCCAGAAAUGGACAGCCAGGCAAGAGCCCCCAUCAAGAUAACAGUCCCUACUGUGCAGAGUCCAGCUUUAAAUCUCAGAAGCUUGUCCAGUACACCAAAGGAUGCAUGGACAUGGAGCACGGGAAGCUCAGUAACAAAUGGAAUUAGGAUCUUCCAGGGUGAGCCCCAGAUGACAACUACACAGGCCAGUUGGCCAGGGGAGGGAACACAGAGACUAAGGAUGGCUCUGGUUACAGCCAAGAAGACCACAGGGACCAUUAGGCCAUUGCCCUUGGUGUCAGAACAAGCAGCCUGGGAAAUCCUUAGAGAAACACUAGUGGUUUCUCAGCAACAAGCCCUGGGCUCCACAAAGGGAUCAACCCCAGCUCCAGGUGCAUGGACCUUGGACACCCCCCACUUAGAGGCAGCAUCUGGGAAAGGAAGCACUGACCAGGACUCAGAAAGUACUGUUGCAGACAGUGAUCUCCAAGGAGAUAGUGGCUCCCAAGCAACACUGAGCCAGGCCCUAGCAACAGAUUCCCUGAGGCCCACUGGCAAGGGGGCCUCCAUGCAGAGUGCUUUUCCAGAAGAGGAACGCAGCUCUUGGAUCCUGAUUCCAGGCUCAACUAUGCUAGCCUUGCUUCUGCUUGUGGCUCUGGUCCUGUCACAAAGGAAGGUCUGGAGAAAGAGGACCUCUCAGGAGGCCGAAAGGGCACCAAGAGUCACUCUGAUUCAGAUGACACGUCUCCUGGAAGUGAACCCCAAACCAAAGCAACUCCUUCGCAUGCAAGGGAAAGCACUUCACAGUAACUUUCCUCCUACACAAGCCAGUCUGACUAUCCAGGAACAAGACCCAGGACCCUGAGAAAUGGAAACAGCUCAGUAUCCACGGAGUAAGAAUUAGGACUAAACAACUGCAUGAUGCUAGCCCUUUGCAUCUUCCUUCUUCCACCUGCAUGAAGACAAGCUAACCAGGCUUAGCGCCCACAAAGGAAAACAGGGCUUGGUCAUCUUGGUUCCCAGAAAGUUCAAGCAUUCUCCAUAGUCACCAGUGACCAUGUGACUCAAAGAAGCUUUCAAGACACCACCUUAGGAAACACUAUAAGAAUCUACCUGGCUUAAGUGUGAAAUUUCCAUUUCUGGAAGCUUCCAACAGUGUGGAAAACAACGUUUUUGGGGCCAUCAAUGUUAACCCUUUGGGUGCCCACUUUUCUGAUGUCUGUUCAACCUUGGCCUGCUACUCACAUUUAAUAAUAUUUGCCUCUAUCAGUGAUGCUUGCUCAAACGGAGACUCGGCUACUUUAGAACAGUAAUUAUGGGAAGUGGAGCUGUGGCUUACGUGGUGGAGCACUAACCUUGAGCAGAAGAGCUAAGGGACAGCGCCUAGGCCCCAAGCCCACUGCGGCCCAAGCCGCAGUGCCAGCAUACAGACACAAAAAGAACAUUAAUUGUAUUUUAUUCAUCUCAUUAUGUCUCCAGGAAACUUCCAGCUCAGUAGGACCCUAGUAUCUCUCUGUGGCUUAUUUGCUUGCUGAGA